AUGUCAGAUUUGACUCUCAAUUUGACUGCUCCUAAUGGGCUCAACUAUAUGCAGCCAAUUGGAUUGUUUAUCAACAACGAAUUCGUCAGGUCAGCUUCACGGGUAAAGUUGUCAACUAUAGAUCCUGCGACUGAAGCAGAAAUUGCAAGUGUGUACGCCGCGUCAACAGAUGAUGUUGAAGUUGCCGUUAAAGCCGCACGGAAGGCUUUUAAUGAACCGUCCUGGGCUGGUAUCUCGUCGACUGAUAGAGGAAAUCUGUUGCUAAAACUAGCAUUACUUGUCGAGGAAAAUGCUCACCAUUUAGCUACUAUUGAGUCGUGGGACAAUGGAAAGCCGUACAUUCAUGCUCUAAAUGUCGAUAUUCCAGCGGUCGCCAACACAUUUCGAUAUUAUGGCGGUUGGGCCGACAAGAUUCAAGGUGACGUGAUAGAGACUAGCCCUCAAAAGCUGACAUAUACAAUUCGGGAGCCCGUCGGAGUUUGUGGUCAAAUUAUCCCUUGGAAUUUCCCACUGGCCAUGGCCGCAUGGAAACUUGGUCCUGCCCUUGCAUGCGGAAACACAUCGGUACUAAAGCCUGCACAGCAGACUCCACUGUCCAUUCUAUACUUGGCAACUCUUAUCAAAGAGGCAGGGUUCCCUCCAGGAGUCGUUAAUAUUCUCAACGGGCACGGCAGAACCACGGGAGACGCCAUUGCUACCCAUGUCGAUGUCGACAAGGUUGCUUUUACAGGGUCCACAGCGACUGGUAGAAAGAUCAUGCGAUCAGCAGCUCUCAACUUGAAGAACAUUACCCUCGAGACGGGAGGCAAGAGCCCCCUUCUAGUUUUUAAUGACGCAGACUUGAAAUCAGCUGUUGCCUGGGCACACACCGGUAUUAUGUUUAACCAAGGCCAAGUCUGUACUGCCAACAGUCGGAUUUUAAUCCAAGAAGGCAUUUACGAUCAGUUCCUUGUUGCCUUUAAGGAACAAGUGAAGAAUGUCUCUAAAAUAGGAAAUCCAUUCGAUGACGCCACCUUCCAAGGUCCUCAAGUGACCCAAGCUCAAUUCGACCGUAUCGUGAGUUAUAUUAACAGCGGGAUCGCGGAAGGAGCAUGUCUAGCAUAUGGGGGCAAGCCUUAUAAAAAUGUUAAUGGUAAGGGCUUCUUCAUUGAGCCGACCAUCUUCACGAAUGUGAAAGACGAGAUGAAAAUCUGCCAAGAAGAAGUGUUCGGGCCCUUUGUUGUAAUCUCGCCAUUCAAGACGGAGGAGGAAGCGGUACGCAGAGCCAAUGACACCCCUUUUGGUCUCGCAAGCUCAGUCUUUACACGAGACAUUAAGAAGGCGCAUCGCGUUGCGAGAGCCAUCCAGGCAGGAAUGAUAUGGAUCAGUUCAAGUGGCGAUUCAGACUUCCGUAUCCCAUUCGGAGGUGUAAAACAGUCUGGUAUGGGCAGAGAGCUGGGAGAGGCUGGCCUUGCAGCAUAUACCAAUCUCAAGGCUGUUCAUGUAAAUUUGUCUUAA
Molecule: messenger RNA, 1497 nt
Organism: Penicillium waksmanii
Lineage: Eukaryota; Fungi; Ascomycota; Eurotiomycetes; Eurotiales; Aspergillaceae
Product: aldehyde dehydrogenase (NAD+)
Exons: 7
Coding region: 1-1497 (498 amino acids)
Molecular function (GO): aldehyde dehydrogenase (NAD+) activity
Source: RefSeq, a predicted model, not a curated record